This is a messenger RNA of Drosophila ficusphila, 3865 nucleotides long. RefSeq names its product protein FAM102A. The coding region runs from base 533 to 3778 and encodes 1081 amino acids. The record is from RefSeq and is a predicted model, not a curated record. The transcript has 11 exons. NCBI's taxonomy places the organism in Eukaryota, Metazoa, Arthropoda, Insecta, Diptera, Drosophilidae.
UUUUGAUGUGGUCACACUGGUUCUGUCGUGGGUGGCGCAUCAUCGCGUUCUGAUGCAAAUUGAACAAGUGCAAAAAGUAGUAAUUUCUCCAAUUAAUCUUAGCAAACAGUGACCAGCAAGUUAAUUUUGCAGCGACAAAAGCAAACGAAUCAAAUCGUUGCUAUUUGGGCUGCCUUUGCUGCUUGCAACGUAUUCAACGUAUGUAGCCGCCUGCAAAACGGAAACUCGCUUUACCUAUUGUGUGUGGAUUUUUUAAUCAAAGCUGGAGGUGUGAGAUACCACCGGAUGCAGCACUCUAACCACGAUCUUCUGCACCGAGACGUUUCCUUAAUCUUGAAGAUGGCAGGCAAAUAACAACCAUAUGAUAUAGGUUGGGUUAAACAACGGAUAACAACAGAGCAAAAGCUGAUAGACCUAUCAAAGACAAAAGAAGGGGUCAACAUUUAAAAAACCUAAAAUACACGUUUAGAGGAAUAACUAAUUAACUCUGCGGUAGGACGGCCGAAAAACACAGCUUGUUGGUCAGAAAUUGAUGACACUUCUCGGGCCAAGCGCCCCUGGCAUGGCCUUUAUGAUGAAAAAGAAGAAGUACAAGUUCAAUGUUGAAGUGCAGCUGCAGGAUUUAGUCGAGGUGGCCCUGGUCAACGAGGUGCUUUUUGCCAAGAUACGACUGCUCGAUGGAGGAUCGUUUCAGGAGUACAGUAGUCGUGAGGAAGUGCGCAACCACCGCGUGGAGUGGAACCGCAGCUUUGAGUUUCCCUGCAAGAUGAGCGCGAAUGCCUCUACCGGAGUUUUGGACCCCUGCCACCUGCGUGUUUCGAUUCGCAAGGAAAUGAAGGGCGGUCGAAGUUACUAUAAGCUUGGUUUUAUCGAUCUAAAUCUUGCCGAAUUCGCCGGCGCCGGCCUCACCUCGCGUCGAUUCCUCCUGGAAGGCUACGAUUCGAGGCAUCGCCUGGAUAACUCAAUGCUGCGAGUAAGCAUCAAGAUGCAUAUGCUGAGUGGCGAUAUCCUCUUCAAGGCACCCACGCCCAACCUGAAGAGCAAGCAGAUCAAGCCCUCUAUGGAUGACUUGAGUAAUGCAGCCACUGGAGUGGGCUUGCAAACCCCGACGGCCACCGCUCUUCCCAGCAUGGGCAGCGGGAGCGGUGGCUCGGCUAUUCCCUUGGGCGGUUGUGGCGCCGUUUUGGGCGGCGUUCCCAGCACUCAGUCGCUGCCAGGAACGCGACCCGUCUCCACCACAAAGGAAGAUGCAUUGCUUGCAGAUAUUGAUAGUCAGGCUUUGAUAGCUGCUAUUGUAACGGACUCAGGGUUGUCGGAGUCCUCGGAGUCGGCUGUGACCUUGACCACGGAUAAUCUUCAGCAACAUGCUGUCGCCGCUGCUCCUAGCGCCAUAACUCCUGUGACCCAGGCGCUCCCGGGACCGGGUGUCAUUGGCAGCAACAACUACGGAACGAUGGGAAUGGGAAUCGCGUUUUCUGGAGGCGCCAACGCCACACUCAUUGAAAUGGGGCAUUCAAGGAAUUCCAGUAAUACUAGUCAAAUGUCAAAAGGUUCGGGAUAUAGUAGCUUUUCGCACAGUCAACAUUCAAGGCAGAGUUCUGAGGGUGAUUCGGGACAUGCUAGUCGUUUUAGAAAAUCCGUUUCUCUACUUAAUAGACUCAAUCAAAAAGCAAUUAAUGCCAUGAAACUGAAUAUACCGCACGGUCGCCAUCACGGGCAAAAGGGUUCAGAGCAGCAGCUACCCCACACCUCCCCAGUGGUUCCCAAAACCCAUCAAGUCCAAGCCCACCUUAGUCUCAGCACCACCAUUGAGUAUGUCAGCGAGGAGCAGCUCUUCCAGACGCCUAACGCAACGAUGGGCACUGCUGAGACGUUGGCGUUCGAGGAUUUUCGCACACCGAUGGCAGAGUUCUCCGCCCCCUUGUUCCGUCCAUUGGGGGCGGGAGGUAGUGCUACUCCCUCCUCCACGACUCGCAGUGCAGCAGAUUCUCCGUCCCAUGCCACACAGUAUUACGACAGCGGAGAGGCGAGCGACGGGGACGAGUGCCUGAACGAGGACUCGGGCGACGAAGACUCCGGCCUCGAGGAAAAUUUCCACACGCCAAGGGUGGCCAAGAUCAAGUCGAUGGAGAACCUCUCCAUUCUGGAAAUGGAAUUUCACAAGGCAUCCAUGGAGCUGGACCGCAACUCGCCGCGGCGUCUCAAGCAGCUGGCUGAGCACGCGCAGAUACCCAAGAUGAAGUCGCUGAACAAUCUCUGCUUCGACGGUUUCGCAGAGCAAGCGGUGCGUGAAGAGUUCCAGCGCAUGCACGAACAGUCGCUGGAGGAGCGAAGGCGCUUCCAGCAACACCACCAACUGCGAAAGAACUCCACUGCAUCGAACGGGUCGGCACCGAAGCUGUUCGUAAAGCAUCUGAGCCACCAGAGCCACCAUCACAUCAAGGUCGGCAACGCCAAGUUCAUCGGCCAGGAAGGCAGCGAGAGUCCGCCAUCGCUCCACUAUCCCAUUCAGAAAAUGCGCUCCAUGGGCACCAUUCCGGACAUUGUGAGCGAGCGCAUCGAAGCGGACCCGUUUCUCACCCCUACUACUGAGCGAAAGCCGAAUUUCCCCCGUCUCAUUCAGUCUGCGGAGAAGCCCUCGCUGGGCAGCAGUUAUGUGAAUCGCCUGCUAACCUACGACGUGGUGGACUCGCCGGCGGACUCGUUCAGCAGUUCGGUGUCCUUUUUGUCGCGCACGCCCUUUCAACGGGCUUACAGACGCAAUAUUCACCAGGGAACCUCUUCGACGCCCCUGGCCACUCAGGAACCGUACGUGGUGAGGCCACAUUCCACGAAUGCUGCCUACGAGCUCAUGAGAAGCUUCAGUGGAGUUCCUCGCCGACUCUUCGACGGCAACGGCAGCACCGUGGGCCAAACAAGCGGCGGCAUUCCCGGUGCUGCCAGCAGUAGCGCCAGUAGGCAGCAGCAGCAGCAGCCGGGUGGCGCAGCACCCAAUUCGAAUGUCGUCGGAUGCAACUCGUCGCCAUGCGGAACCCUGGCCAGUAUACACUCAAACCACUCGGCCUCCUCCUCGAACGGCAGCAACAGCAACAGCAGCAGCAGCGGAGCAGUCAUUACCUUCCAAUGCAAUGCAGGAAGUGGCCAGGACACAGUGGACGCACCCACCCAGCAGAUGCAGCAGCAGAUGACUGUUGGAUCGCCCAAUGGCCAUGGCAGCAGUCCCCGGCUGGGCAACGUCUUGUCGGGCGAUGCCCUCAGCUCAAUGGCCGCCAGUCCCACGGACGCGUGCAGUAUUCGCUCGAAUCCUUCGGCGGCCUCACUGCUUCUAUCCACGUCGGCAGCUGCCGCGGAGGCCUCCGCAUUGGCCUCUGCCACUACCAUGUCCGUCUCGGGAGCAACACUUUCGCCGCUGGCCACCACCCAAAUCAUUCGCCGCCCUAGCAUUACAAUGAUGAAUCCCAGUUCCGGUUCGUUAGUUAUAAGUGAAACAGGAUCUCUGGAUCGGACGAAAAGUAGCGCCGAGAAGCGGAAAAAGGGGGCGCUCGAUGAUGGGCCACGCGUAUCCGACCGAGUGGAGGAGACGCGGGUCAAUCCAGACUCGUUAAUUGAUGAGAUUUUGAAGGACACCAAGCUGGAUCAGCUGGAGGAAUCCGCAGAAACCUCUGGCCUUCAGCUGUACAUCGCUCGUGAUGGCACCGCCUCCCUGGGUGGGCACGAGGUCAAGUCGAGCGUCCGGGCCGGAGCCCUAAAACAAGUGGUCAUGCAGGAUAGAAGAUAGUAGUAACCGGGAUUCCUAACUGUUUUUAAUAAUGAAUAAGAAGACUUACUGAACAAGUAAAAUAAAAGAGGAUGUGUAACAAACUAA